Molecule: messenger RNA, 3358 nt
Organism: Tarenaya hassleriana
Lineage: Eukaryota; Viridiplantae; Streptophyta; Magnoliopsida; Brassicales; Cleomaceae
Product: DNA topoisomerase 1 alpha
Exons: 16
Coding region: 155-3073 (972 amino acids)
Biological process (GO): DNA topological change; chromosome segregation; DNA replication
Cellular component (GO): nucleolus; chromosome
Molecular function (GO): DNA binding; DNA topoisomerase type I (single strand cut, ATP-independent) activity
Source: RefSeq, a predicted model, not a curated record
CGGAGUAUUACCAUAACUUAGUCUCCACAGCUUACGCUUAGAAACGACAAACCCGCGAGGAACUGAGCGAGAUUUGGGAUUGGGUUCCUCACCGAUUUCGUCGCGGCUGAAGAAGUUGAUUGUAGAGAUCUGCCAACAUUGUUCGCUCUUUUUCAUGGCCACUGAGGCUUUUGUGAAAGCGGUGGUGCCAAAUGGUCAUGAUGGGUAUGACGACGACGAUGAUGAUGAAAUGCCUUUGGUUUUUAAGAGGAGCAGUAAUGUGGCGUCUAAUUCAAAUCAUUCAAAAGCCGAUGCCCGGAAGAGCACGGGGUUUCCUUCCUCCAAGGCCUCACCAAUGAGAUCUCCUUUAACAAGCCCAAACAGAUCUACUUCAUCUUCGUCCGCCAGAACUUCUGUGCCAAAACCAUCAAUGCCGUCAACUUCGUCUGCCAGAACGCCCGUGAUGAAACCAUCUGUGCCGUCAGCUUCAUCUGCCAAGCCACCAGUCUCUGCAUCUUCAUCAGCCAAGCUACCAGUGUCUGCUUCUUCGUCAGCCAAGCCACCAGUGUCUGCAUCUUCAUCAGCCAAGGCACCAGUAUCGGCAUCUUCAUCUACUAAGCUAUCAUCUUCAUAUACUCAAGCUUCAACAGUGAAGUCGCCAAUACGGAAUGACAGAGUCCUUGUUGGUAAGGAGGGGAACCGUCUGUUGAAAGAUCCAUCUGAGUUUAAAUGCGAGGAGGAGGAUUCUGAUGAUGAUAAACCCUUGAGUGCCAGAGUCAAAGGUGAUUCUAACCAGCUUAGUAAAGGCCCAAGUUCUUCUGCACGUGGUAACUCACAGCUACUAGUAGAAAAAAGUAGUGGGAGGCCUCCUUUAGUCAAGUUGAGUAGAAACAUAAAGAAUGAAGAGUUGGAUGAUGAAGCUCCCAUAUCCUCGAAGGUUCAGAUAAAGACCAGUGUGGGGGCAUUGAGUAAAAAACCUAUUCAAAUUCAAGACAAGAAAUCUAUGGCUAACAAAAUCCAUCAGAAUGGUUUUACACCUAAGAGCGAGGGGCGCAAUUCCGAGGCUCCUGCUAAGAGACCACUUGAGAAGGGGAGUUCCUCGGAUCAAUCUUUUGUUAAGAAGCCCAAGCUAUUAGAUUCAUCUACAUCAGUGAAGACUAAGCAAGGUCCAGUUAAAGCAGAUGUGUCAGAUGACAAGAGAAAGAUUCUGAAUGUAUCUAAAUCGGCUAAAGCUGACCAAGUGUCUGUUAAGGAAGACAACUCAGAUGAUGAUGAUCAUGUUCCUAUUGCCAAGAGGAUGAAGCCAGAUUCCUCAACUAAUAAAUCAUCUGCUGUAAAGCCAAAUGUGAAAAAACAGUUGACUUCAUCCAAAAUGAUAACAAGGAAGCCCAACAGCCCAGCGAAAGAUUCGAAAUAUUCAAAAUCUUCAAAAUCGUUACCAUCUGGAGAUGGGCAAAAGAAGUGGACAACACUAGAGCACAAUGGUGUCAUUUUUCCACCUCCAUAUAAGCCUCAUGGAGUUAAGAUGUUGUACCAGGGGAAGCCAGUUGACUUAACUCCUGAACAAGAAGAGGUUGCUACCAUGAUUGCAGUGAUGAGAGAUACAGAUUAUUAUAAUAAACCAACAUUCAGAGAGAAUUUCUGGAAUGAUUGGCAGAAAAUACUUGGCAAGAAUCAUGUGAUUCAAAAAUUAGAUGAUUGUGACUUCACUCCCAUAUAUGAAUGGCAUAUGCGGGAGAAAGAGAAGAAAAAACAAAUGAGUGCAGAAGAGAAGAAGGCCUUGAAAGAGGAGAAAUUAAAGCAGGAGGAGAAGUAUAUGUGGGCUAUUGUUGAUGGUGUCAAGGAAAAGGUUGGGAAUUUCAGAGUUGAGCCCCCUGGGUUGUUCAGAGGCCGGGGAGAACAUCCUAAGAUGGGGAAAUUGAAGAACCGGAUUCAUCCUUGUGACAUUACUAUCAACAUUGGGAAAGAAGCCCCUGUUCCAGAGUGCCCCAUCCCUGGUGAAAGCUGGAAAGAAGUUAAGCAUGACAACACUGUCACAUGGCUUGCUUUCUGGAAUGAUCCUAUCAAUCCAAAAGAAUUCAAGUAUGUGUUCUUGGCCGCUAGCAGUUCUCUAAAGGGUCAAAGUGACAAGGAGAAGUAUGAGAAAGCAAGGAAGCUAAAGGACCAUAUAGGGAGUAUCAGAGCAGCAUACACUAAGAAUUUUAUGAGUAAGGAUGUAACAAAGCGGCAAAUAGCUGUUGCUACCUAUCUCAUCGAUAAGCUAGCCCUUAGGGCUGGAAAUGAGAAGGAUGAUGACGAGGCAGACACUGUCGGUUGCUGUACACUGAAAGUAGGAAACGUGGAGUGUAUUCCUCCAAAUAAGUUAAAGUUUGACUUCCUUGGUAAAGAUUCAAUCCAAUAUGUAAACACAGUUGAGGUUGAGCCUCCUGUUUACAAGGCAAUUGGACAGUUCCAAGCUGGAAAAUCCAAAACAGAUGAUCUCUUUGAUGAGCUAGAUACCUCAAAACUCAAUGCUCAUCUCAAGGAACUUAUGCCUGGACUCACAGCCAAAGUGUUUCGUACAUAUAAUGCAUCCAUCACAUUGGAUGUGAUGUUGAGUAAAGAAACCAGAGACGGGGAAGUGGGUGAAAAAGUGGUGGUUUAUCAGCAAGCAAACAAGCAGGUCGCAAUCAUUUGUAAUCAUCAACGUAGUGUUUCGAAAUCUCACGGGGCACAAAUCGAGAGGUUGGCUGGGAAAAUAGAAGAAUUGAGGGAGCUUCUGGAAGAGCUUAACUCCGAUCUUGACAGGGCAAGGAAAGGAAAACCGCCAUUGAUGGGCUCUGAUGGAAAGAGGAGAAGGAACUUAACCCCAGAAGCCUUAGAGAAGAAGAUAGCUCAGACAAACGCCAAGAUCGAGAAGAUGGAAAGGGACAUGCAAACGAAGGAAGAUAUGAAAACAGUUGCUCUGGGCACGUCUAAGAUCAAUUACUUGGACCCUAGGAUCAGUGUUGCAUGGUGCAAACGACAUGAUGUGCCCAUCGAAAAGAUAUUUAACAAGUCUCUUCUCGCCAAGUUUGCAUGGGCAAUGGACGUUGAUCCUGAAUUCAGAUUCUGAUACUCGUCAGCAGCCGAGAAGAAACCCCAUUUCAUUGCGGCCACUUCCCCCUAACCCCUUCACAAUACAGAGAGAGAGAGAGAGAGAGAGAGAGAGAGAGGAGAGAGAGAGUAGAACAGGACAGGACAGAGAGAAGAAACAAAAGUAUUCUGUUCUCUCUCUGGUUAUAGGAACCGAAGACUGAUCUCUCGGAUGUUUUAUAGAGAGAGGAUUUUAGUUAUUACCAAAAGUUACAAUUUGGAACCAAUUGGACUAAUGCCAUAAUAAAGACGAUCGUUUUAUUCA